Leptonychotes weddellii (Weddell seal) is the source of this 2764-nucleotide messenger RNA. The record is from RefSeq and is a predicted model, not a curated record. NCBI's taxonomy places the organism in Eukaryota, Metazoa, Chordata, Mammalia, Carnivora, Phocidae.
UACAAGGGACGGUCAGCGGAGUUAGGCAAACACCGAGCCUAAGCAGCCUUCUCGUGCUUGUGAGAGAAGUAGGAGGCAAAGAUGUCGGAGCGAAAAGUUUUAAACAAAUACUACCCGCCCGACUUUGACCCGUCAAAGAUCCCCAAACUCAAGCUCCCCAAAGAUCGGCAGUAUGUGGUGCGGUUGAUGGCUCCCUUCAACAUGAGGUGUAAGACAUGCGGAGAGUACAUCUACAAGGGCAAGAAGUUCAACGCGCGGAAGGAGACAGUGCAGAACGAGGCCUACCUGGGCCUGCCCAUCUUCCGCUUCUACAUCAAGUGCACACGAUGCCUGGCAGAGAUCACCUUCAAGACAGACCCCGAGAACACAGACUACACCAUGGAGCACGGAGCCACACGGAACUUCCAGGCGGAGAAGCUCCUGGAGGAGGAGGAGAAGAGGAUGCAGAAGGAGCGGGAGGACGAGGAGCUGAACAACCCCAUGAAGGUGAGCUGGGAGCUGCCUACGUGCACCUCUUCCUGCCUCGGCCCCCGGGCAGGGAAGUGGGGUGGGCAGAGCUCCAAGGUGGCCCCGGGAGCCCUGCCUCCUGGUCACAUACCCUGUGUAGCCCUGGGAGUGCGCACACAAGGAUCUCACUCCUGCGAUCAGGUUGUUAGGUUGGGUCACGGUCGACGUCAGGAAAGGGAGGUUAUCCAACGGGCCAGAGGAGGCUGGAGAAGGUGGCAUUUGGGCCAGUCACCCACUCAUGUCCCCCCUCACUCUCAGGCCCCAAAAGCCAAGAGGAAGGCGGAGAGCUGGGAACGGAGUGUUGGCACCCUUGGCAGCAGGCCCCAGCUGUCAGGCCUAGUCGUGGUGAAGAGAACAGACCUGGGUUGCAGCGCCCAGGAGGGCCUGGCACCGUCACCCACCACCCAGGGCCCCAUGCAGAGCGGGAAGCCAGCUGACCCUGCACCCUGGGCGCCCGGCGCCUCCUCCCUGAGCCAGCUGGGGGCCUAUUCGGACAGCGAGGACAGCAGCGGCAGCAACUGAGACCCCAGGCCCUUCCCCAGGUCAAGGUCCCGUGUCCAGCUUCAGCUGACGGUGGGGCAGGAUGCCUUGGCACCAACCAGAGCCACGCAUGACUGGACAAACCCCGACGUCCUCUGAAGCGGCAGGGCCAGCGAGGGCUUUGGCCGACUCAGUUUCUCCUGUCCCCCCACCUGCUGGCCCUCGGGGACCUCGGGGUCCCCAGCUCACAGUGCCGCCCUCCUGGCCCUCCAUUCGGGGCUGUGGCCUCCCUGGAACAGUGCUCAGCUCCCGGCAGGCCUCGUGGUGGUCCCUUUGACAGCCGCAAGGGCUCGGCCGUGUUUGGGGGGAGGCACGCAGGAGAACACACCCACCCCUUAUUAGCGCUGCCCCCUCCGGCCACAAAACCCGCGAGCCAAUGAAAGGAACCACUGUCUGGCCUGGGCCCCUGUUCUGCCAGCUUCUGGGGGCGGCCACAGAACCACACAAUGUGGCCAAUCUGGCCUCUGGUUCUCGCAAGCUGUGAGGUGGUAAAGGCUCAUUGAUUUAGUGGGUGUUUGGGGAGAAUUUGUUAUGUAGCAAUAGAUCCCCAGUAUGUCGUUGGUCCCGUGACCAGGAAAUCGAUUCUGAGGCUCACGUUCUUUCAAGGUUGCCAGACUUCAACUCCGGUAUAAUUUUCUCCCACUUCACAGUUUUCUAGUUGAAGGUUUUAUGCUCCCGCCAGACUCCUUCAGCACAUGCCCCCCGAGCUCUGCUCCCCCCCUCCCGGGGUCGCCAGCCUCAGCCCUCCUCUCUCUCUCUCUCAAGCACGCUCACAUUUGUUUGGCAUUUGGUAAUGAGGCUUUGUGCUUCUUGCUAUCAGAGUUUGGGAGAUGAGAAGCCCCCACUUUGGGGAUCCACUUUCCUGCAAUGAUUUCUGUGCUUAAGUAGGACUGGAAGAAGCGGACUGGGAUCCAGCCAGGCCCCCGGGUCCUCACCUCGCAGCUCCCGGCCUUGAAGACAGGCCCCGGGGCCCUGGUUCUGAAACGCUGACGGUGGAGGGGCUGCAAAUCGGUGCCGCGUGCGGGGGGGCCAGCACACCGUGGCCUCUUUUCCCCAAGGUCAGAGUCAGGGUCGCACACGGUGCCUGCAAGGAGUCUGUUCAGACCGGCGGCCAGAGGAAAGCAUCCAGCCGAAGAAGCGCUUGUGGAAGAGAUGAGGCGUGGGGUCCCCGUUCACUCUGAUCCCUUCUUGCAGACCGUUCCCUGAGCUCUUGUCGCUUGUCGCCGUGUGUGCGUGCCAUCUGUUAACUCUUCUUUACUAAAGAUUAUGAACUCCGUUCCAAAACACAGAUGAGCAAGCUACGGUUGGUGGACCAAAGCCGGCCCACAGCCUAGUUUGUGAACCAAGUUUUGUUGGCACGGCGACGUGCCCGUUUGAGUGUAACGCGUGGCCGCUGCGCUCUGCAGUGACGGAGCCAACGGGCUCACCGUCGGGUCCCUGAUAGAGAAAGGUUGCCCGCCCCCGCCUGGGUCGCCCAGCUCUGCCCCUCCUGCUCCCCACGGCCCCCAGGGAAGGUGCCGACACCCGCUCACCCCAAGCUGCGCUCUCCUCAGCGUGGCACGGGAUGAGGCACACGGGAUCCGCUCAGGGAGGGAAACAGCUGACGUUCGAGAAGUCCUUGCCGCUUGCCUGACCUGUGCUGAGCUUGUGCAGAUUCACUCGUUUGAGUUUCCCAAAGCAAGUUGCUUACUAAAAAAAAAAAAAAGGAUAUGAUUUA